Molecule: messenger RNA, 525 nt
Organism: Oppiella nova
Lineage: Eukaryota; Metazoa; Arthropoda; Arachnida; Sarcoptiformes; Oppiidae
Source: the annotation of a GenBank genome assembly
AUGAGGAUUUUGAUGCUUGGCUUAGACGCCGCCGGAAAGACAAGCCGAUCGUUGCCACCGAUCCGGACGGUGGGCUUCAACGUGGAGACCGUCACCUACAAGAACGUCGAGUUCAGCAUUUGGGACGCUGGCGGUGAGGACAGGAUUCGGUCCCUUUGGAAGCACUACUAUACGGGAACUCAAGGCCUCAUCUUUGUGGUGAACUCGGCGGACAGGGAUCGCAUCGAUCAGGCGCGACAGGAGUUCCAUAAGAUUGUCAACGACCCCCAGAUGAGGGAAGUGAUUAUCCUGGUGUUGGCCAAUAAACAGGACUUACCCGACGGUACGUGCAAGCCGUUUGUCACUCAUAACAAACUGUUGAUAUAUCGAGGAAUAACAAUGAAACCGCAAGAAAUCCAGGACAAGUUGGGACUGUCGGUCACGAGUCUGGGGCACCGGAAUUGGUACGUCCAGCCCGCCUGUGCCAUCACUGUGGACGGCCUGUUCGAGGGCCUCGAGUGGCUUAUGUCCAAUCGCAAGACUUAA